AUGGCCUUUCAGAGCAAAGACAAAGCCAGCUUUCAGGAGAACCUACAAGGGCGUAGAGAAAUGAUGACGUACCCUGAAUGUAAAACAGAGGAUAGUAUCUGUGGAGGCCAGUGUGACCACCAGCAGAACAAUGAGGUUGUUUGCCAGGAAGAUGGAGAAAACCUCUGGGACGCUUUUGGGCUCCUGCAGAUUGAUACGGGCUGGGAACGCAUCAGUAGCCAGUUCCCAGGAAAUGAGACUGGGUGUUCGAGAAACGUUUUAAGGAAGCAGAGAAACUGGGAGAAGAUCAUUUCAGCGAAGAAGAAGAAACGGAAACACGAGAGAGAACGGCGAAGAGCCAGGCUUGCUGAAGAAAAAGAACCAGCCCCACAACUCAGUAAACGAGACUUAAAAGAGAUCACAAGAGAGCGCCUUCUGAGAGCCAAGGAGACAGGCCCUCAGUUGUGCGUUGACUUGAGUAUGACCAGUCACAUGAUUAAAAAGGAAAUAAGCCGCCUUGCUGGUCAGAUCAGAAGGCUCUAUGGGUCCAACAAGAAAUCCCGGAAGCCCUUUUGGCUAUACCUCACUGGGUUUGUGAAAAACAGUCCGAUUGCUGAAGAGUGCCUAAGGAUGAACGAUGGAUUCAGCAGUUACCUUAUGGAUGUUACGCCAGAAAGUUAUCUCGAUCUCUUUCCAUUAGAAACAAUUGUUUACCUCACUCCAGAUGCUGAGAAUGCUCUGCAGGAAGUCGAUCCGCACAAAGUAUAUAUCCUUGGUGGGUUGGUGGAUGAAAGCAUUCAAAAGCGAAUGACCUUCCAAAGUGCCCAAGAACAACAUCUACAGAUGGCGCGGCUGCCGAUCCAAGAGUACAUGGUAAAGAAAGUCAAUGCCAAAAACUAUUACUCGACAACUUUAGCGAUCAACCAAGUGUUUGAUGCCUUAUCAACAUACUAUGAGACCAAGAGCUGGGCAGAAGCCCUUAAAGUUGCGGUUUCUCCCGGGAAAGGCUACGUCCUUCGAGACACAACUCGGUGACAAAAGGA
Euleptes europaea (tarantolino) is the source of this 1022-nucleotide messenger RNA. RefSeq names its product tRNA methyltransferase 10B (gene TRMT10B). Gene Ontology annotation, cellular component: nucleus; nucleoplasm. Bases 1 to 1014 code for a protein of 337 amino acids. Gene Ontology annotation, molecular function: tRNA binding. Gene Ontology annotation, biological process: tRNA N1-guanine methylation. The record is from RefSeq and is a predicted model, not a curated record. Lineage: Eukaryota; Metazoa; Chordata; Lepidosauria; Squamata; Sphaerodactylidae. The transcript has 10 exons.